Messenger RNA from Adineta steineri, 825 nucleotides. Lineage: Eukaryota; Metazoa; Rotifera; Eurotatoria; Adinetida; Adinetidae. The record is from the annotation of a GenBank genome assembly.
AUGUCGGGUAUAACAGAAGUCAUAGAUAAUUUAUAUAUAUCUGGUUUUGAAUCUCCUGCAGCGAUAUUAAGUAAAGGUAUUCGUUCUAUUUUUAACAUAUCAUCGGAAUGUCCACGACAAGAUCUUGGUCCAGGAGUUGAAUAUGAAAAAGUUCAUGUACAAGACAUACCAUCAGCAUCUAUACGAAUUUAUUUUGAUCGAUUAGCAGAUCGUAUAGAACAGAAUUUACAAGAUGGAAGAAAAACACUUGUUCAUUGUUAUGUUGGCCGAUCAAGAUCAGCAACAAUUAUUUUAGCCUAUCUAAUGAAAUACCAACAAAUGUCAUUACGUGAUGCUUUUUAUUAUUUACGUUCACGUCGACCCAUAGUUGGACCAAAUUUCGGUUUUAUUAGACAAUUAAUGGCAUAUGAAAAAUCUUUAUUUGGUUCUACAUCUGUCUCAUUUAUUGAUUCAUCAUAUGAUUCUAUACCUGACAUUUAUCUAUCAUCAGGAAGAUCAAGUUCUCGUCGGCAAACACCAAGAGUUCCUAUUCAAAUAACUAAUAAAACAUUUUCAACAUUACCAAAACCGAGCUCAUUUAUUCAGCGUUCACCAAGCUAUACUUUACCAACACUAGGCUCAAGAAGUUACUCGAGUUAUACGGAUCUUCGUCCAUUAAGUUCAAACAGUUAUAGAAAUUCAUCAUUUUUACAUGAUCCACCUGAAUUAACUCAUUACAAUUCAACAUACGAUUCAUUACGUGAACCAUUUUAUACGCCAAGAGUGAAUGCCUUACGAACAGGCAGAUAUAUUGCACCAUUCUUCAAUCGUUUUUAUCUCCCGUGA